ACAUUCCACCCAAAUGAGUCAGCUUUAUAGCUAGAACUGGACUAAGAAGAACUCAGUACUCUCUCUCCUUCCUCCUCCGUUCUUCAACACUUUGAUACUUCUCUUUUUCUAAUAUACAACAACAGAAAUGCCGAUCGCAACCAAUGAUUCGACGCCGCCUCCAUCGAUUGGCAAGAUCGGACCCUACACUGUCUUCAUUACUCCGCCAGCCACUCCUAAGCCCUUUGAUUCCUCCGAUGCCGCCGAUUCGCACAACAUCAAACUCCCUCGCACGCCUCCGCCUCCGCCUCACCCGCAACCGUCCCCUGUUCAAGCACCACCUCUUCAAUUUCACAAGCCGGCCGCUCUUAAACCUCCCUCCGACGGUUCCGUCUCCGGAAUAUUCUGGAAUGCCGUAAACAAGGUCCAGAAUGCACAUUCGAGCUUAGAUGAGUACGUUGCUCAUUGGUUUGGUUUGAAUCAGUCCAAAUAUCAAUGGGCGUUAGAUGACUACUAUGAAAGCAAAGGAUCGGAUCAAUUGGAAGGAAAGGGAAAAGGAAACUGUUCCACCAAAGUGCAGGACGUAUGAUUCUAUUAUGGGAAAGAACAAAGCUGCAGCCAUGAUCUUCAUAAACAUCAUCAAAGGGGAGGAGAAAUAAUAUCGCCUUUUUUGUUUUGUUUUGUUGUUGGAGUUGGAAAGAAACGUAAAAUUAGAUGUUUUUGUGCCUUUUUGUUUCGCUCUUGAAGAUUGAAACGGGCAACAUUAUUAUUAUUAUUAUUAUUACUCCCAUUGUUAUAUAUAUUUAGAGAGUUACAGAUAUGCAACAUAAGUAGCUUGUGAUUUUUAGAAUUGUUGUUGAUGAUGUAUUGAUGUUAUCUGUAUCUGUUAAGCUA
Messenger RNA from Impatiens glandulifera, 873 nucleotides. RefSeq names its product pollen-specific leucine-rich repeat extensin-like protein 1. The transcript has 4 exons. The record is from RefSeq and is a predicted model, not a curated record. Bases 128 to 568 code for a protein of 146 amino acids. Lineage: Eukaryota; Viridiplantae; Streptophyta; Magnoliopsida; Ericales; Balsaminaceae.